AGGGUGUGAUGGAACAUUCUGUCCUUUCUUUCACCUUUCACAAGUUCAUCAUAUUGCAGAACUACACCCCAAUGAUCGAUAGUUGAUCCUGUUUCGUUCCUUCACAACUGACCACUGCUACCCAUGCACACCACUCGCAUUUUACACGAGCAAAAGAAGAAUCAGCCGUGGCUGUGGGACGAUCGCCUUUUACUCUUGAGCAAUGCGCCAAGGAUACAGCUUUCUGAGGGGAUACUGAAUUGGGAGCUUACAGCGGACCGAAGCUACAGUCUCAUGAUCUCUUCAUAACUCUUCACCGUUCCUGAAUAGCGGAUACAUUAUUUAAAAAAUAAAUAAAUAAAUAAAUAAAAAAAUCCAUCUCAAACAGCACCAUUAAUGUUACAGUAAUUUACCAUAGAAUACAUAGACAAGGAUGUAACAAAUAAUGUUUUAAGGUAACAAACUGAAAACCAGUAACACCCCCUAUCUAUAGCUCCACUGCUACACUUUUUUUUUCAUGUAACAGAAAGGUACUUGUUAAUAAGGAGGUUCAAAUAACAGGAGAGGUGGCGGUCAUGUGACCUGGAGCCUGCAAAGGAAUCUGUUACAGUGAGCUUCACAUUUGUUCAACAGGCUUUUUCGCAGACGGCCAAGUAAAUGAUCUGGACUAUACAAAUAAAGACUUUUCUUUUUUUUUAAGAACCAAAAGUAUAUAUUUAUGUUACAUUUUAAUUGUAUUUCUUUUUGGUUAAGCUGUGCAUCAGUGGUCGACUUACUAAACUGGAGUUUUUUUGUUUUUUUUUCACUUGCAGCAUCUGUGGUCUUGCGUUCUAAACUUAAUUCACUCUUUGUCGGUUUGAUUUUUAAACCGCUCGGAAAUUCCACGAUGUAAGUAUGCUUCACAUCUAGGGGGUCGUUUUCAGUAUUUUUUUUUCGGAUUGAUGACAGCGUUUUGGGCUUUGCAGAGGCAAAAAAAAAAAAAAAAAAAAAAAAAAAAAAAAAAAAAAAGAAGUUUGUUACAACACUAGCCUGUGUGGGAUUUGGAAAUGGAGACAAUAGUGAUGCUUUUUAACGGGGCACUUAGCUUGCUGCUCUGUUUGGUAGAGCUCUGCUCUGCUGCUUUGUAUCCACUGCCUAGCACAAACUGAAUGAAGUAGUUUCCAUGAGAAAAAUUAGCCCUGCAGUGCAUAUCGGCUGUGCUCCAUGAAGACUCACUGAGCGGCUACAGGGGGGACCUUGGAAGAUUGGAAGCAUUCAUAAAGAACCAGUCUAUUGAGACAUAGUGCCCUACAACCAAAUCUAAGAAUGAGGAGCAGAUACACAAUAUUCCUAGUGUUUGUAGUGGCCCUUGUCAUCAUUGAGAAGGAAAGUAAUAUAAUUUCAAGGGUAUCAGACAAGCUAACACCAAGACAGACUCCACAAACACCAAUUUACCUGAAUGGUUCAGUAUCUGUUUUGCUCACAGAAAAUGGCUCCUAUUCGUCACUCAGUGAGCUGGACUCAGCAUUCAAGCAUUUAAAGAACCGUUUAGAAAACUACGUUCUGCAGUUUCUGCAUCAGGUAGACAAUGAGCGGUCUAAUCCAAGGAAGCACAUCUUACUGAUGGCAACAACAAGGACAGGUUCCUCCUUCGUGGGGGAGUUUUUCAACCAACAAGGUAGUAACAUGUUUUACCUGUUUGAGCCUUUGUGGCAUGUCGAGAGAAUGGUAACAUUUGAAGCCAGGGGAGCCAAUGCAGUGGCGGCAUCCAUUAUCUACCGGGAUGUACUCCAGCAGCUUUUCAUCUGUGAUCUCCAUGUGCUAGAGCACUUCAUAAGCCCACUUCCAGAGCAUCAUAUAACUCCUUCUUUGUUUCGUAGGGGAUCUAGCACAUCCCUCUGUGAAGACCCUGUCUGUACUCCAUUUGUGAAGAAGACCUUUGAGAAAUAUCACUGUAAGAACCGCCGCUGUGGACCGUUGAACUUGACCUUGGCUGCAGAGUCUUGUCUCAGUAAGCAACACAGGGCCAUUAAAACAGUGCGUAUCAGGCAGUUGGAGUCCCUACGGCCUCUCCUUGAAGACUCCCGAUUACAGAUGAAAAUUAUCCAUUUGGUGCGUGACCCCAGAGCCAUCUUGGCCUCCAGGAUGGUGGCUUUCUCUUCUAAGUAUGAGAACUGGAAAAAAUGGGCGGCCAAUGGCGAGGUGCCCAUUGAAGAUGAAGAGGUGCAAAAGUUGAAAGGCAACUGUGAAAAUAUCCGUCUGUCAGCAGAGGUCGGCUUGAAACAGCCUUCCUGGCUGAAGGCACGCUACAUGCUCGUGCGCUAUGAGGAUAUAGCCAGGUAUCCAAUGCAGAAAGCAGCAGAAAUGUACAGGUUCAGUGGGAUUCCUUUUACUCGUCAGGUAAAGGAAUGGAUUCUUAAAAACACUCAAGGCUCCAAAGAAAGUGGGGGAGUGUACUCAACCAAAAAGAACUCGUCUGAGCAGUUUGAAAAAUGGAGGUUCAGUAUGCCUUUCCAGCUGGCACAGGUUGUUCAAAAAGUAUGUGGGCCUGCAAUGGAAUUGUUUGGUUAUAAAUUGAUUGACGACCCAAAGAACCUGACAAAUAAGUCCAUUAGUUUGCUAGAAGAAAAGGUGUUUCAUUUUACCUAUUUAUAAAUCCUAAGAAAGGGAACACUAUUGAAAGGUCUUCACCAUAAGUUUAGGCCUCAAGUUCCUUUUAGCAUGAUAUGUGUCCAUUGUACUGGAUAGGGGUCUGAAGGUUAAUGGACUUGAUGCUUUUGCCACCAAAGAAUUACUUGGUAAUUAAUUUACCAAGUCAGUAAAGUGGGAAGACCAAAGGAAAGGAUUACACUGUGCAUUAACUGUACCUUUAAACUGUACAGUUUGCUAAGUAGCAACUGAUGUGUUUGACAACCCAUGGAUAAUGUUUUAUAAAUUCUAGCCCUCAUUGUGUCAGAUACUGGGAUUUACUGGGAUUUAAACAGCUGUAGAUCUCGAUACAGUCACAUGUUAGAUCAUUAAAACAGGCAGAAAGGAAAUAAAACCAAUGUUUCUAAUGAUGCAUUUUAGUCUCAUUCGAUCCACAAUUUCGAUCAAUUGUAUAGAACCCAUUCUAAAUUACAUAGCAGUUUGCUUGUAUAAUACGUUAGAUGCUGACAAACUGCAGAAGUGCAAGGGUUUCUGUUGAGAGAUACAUGCUAAGAAAGUUUAUUUUUUAAAAGCAAGUUAAAUCUAUAUUUAUUAAAUAAGUACAUUAUUUUAUUGCAAGGAAGCAAAACUUAACCAAAACGUGCUUUAAUUUAGGAAGGUUAGAAUUGUGCACGAAAAACAACAUGGUUUAUGUUUUUUAAUUAUUUUAUAAAUAACAGUGUCAAGUGACUUCUUGAAAAAGCUCAUGAUGAAAUUGAGGAUCCCGUGAGCAAUGUGAGGCAUUUGGAUUGGAUUCAUUAGAGAAUAGAUUAACUUGAGCUUUAAGUCUGCAUUGAAAAUUAAACCCAAGCAUAGGUAAGUGUUGGUUUAAUGUUUGUUUAUGGCAAAGAUUUUGUUUUUGCCUUUUGGAAAUAUCUAGCACAGAAUUAGCUGACUUAGUGACUGGGCCUGUAGCCUGCCACACUGGGAUGUAGUGGAGGUGUACUUAUACCACGGGCGGUAACAUGAAGUUAGGUCUUGGUGACCUACUUUUACAAUACUGACCUGAUUGAACUAGUGAAGGCUAAAUCUUAGGAACCACUGGUUUUCAUAUAACUAUCCAUGGUCUAUAGAGGACUAGAGGUGUAGGUCACUAAAAUAGAUUUCACUUGUGCGACACCAAAAUCUCAACUACUGAAGAUUUUUUUGAAAAGUUGACAUUUUGAAGCUGCUUUAAAGACCCUUGAGAAAACUUGAAAAUAAAUUGCUAAUAUAUAUUUGAAGUAAGUAAAGGGGGGGGGGG
Molecule: messenger RNA, 3889 nt
Organism: Polyodon spathula (Mississippi paddlefish)
Lineage: Eukaryota; Metazoa; Chordata; Actinopteri; Acipenseriformes; Polyodontidae
Product: carbohydrate sulfotransferase 3-like
Exons: 3
Coding region: 1285-2613 (442 amino acids)
Biological process (GO): carbohydrate metabolic process; N-acetylglucosamine metabolic process
Cellular component (GO): Golgi membrane
Molecular function (GO): N-acetylglucosamine 6-O-sulfotransferase activity; chondroitin 6-sulfotransferase activity
Source: RefSeq, a predicted model, not a curated record